GAUCUUCAAACGAUUUAACGAGCAAACUAUCGAAUACAAAAUUAUUCCUCCUCCGUUAAGGCUGCAAAAUCCUUCCCAUUGCCUUAAUCUCACUGCUUUCCUUUAUCGAAUGCAGCGUACGCGUCCAUGUCCUCGUUUGUCUGGAAAGCCAACUUGCGUGUGUCGCAACGUUGGAAACCCGCCAGGAUGUGGCAAUGCAAAUCAGACGCCAGAUUAAUGCAACAUCCCGUCGUUUCUGCAUGGCAUUGCAUUACAUUGCAUACGUUUGCUGUUUUUUCGGGACAGUUUCCAUCGCCAUUGAGAGUGAUGCCGUCUGGCCGAAACAAAAAGUGGGCCAUUGACAGCCUACGGAUGAUGUUACACAACAAGGGAUGAUUUGUUCGAGAACCGCAAAGGAGAAAGCAAAAUGUUGUUUUUUUAGUACAGAUGGACGAAUGUUUUGUACUAAACGAGCAUCAUGAAUGAUUCUGGCAAAAUCACGUAAUGAGAUUUAUAUUUUAAAACAUUUCACAGCUAUCGAAGGUGAGCUAAACUUGGCGCCAAAACGUUGUAAACCAGUUUUACAAACCUUCCUCCAAAAGAUGGAAACUUGUUUGGCUUGUUUUUUUAAUUGUAUACAGAAACUGCAACCUUGAAAGAAAGCAGUAUUGCCAUGAGGAGACCUCUGAAUUUCGAUAUUCAUGUUCAAGGAGAAAGGUAUAUAUAUCUCAGGAACACAGGAAACAAGCCCCAAAAUGUUCAAAAGUAAAAGAUUAUGGUGGAGAAAGUAACCACAGGGACAGUAUAAAAGCGUUCAACUUCAUCAGUUUUCGUUUUAGUGCAAUCUAAACGAACAACUGACGCAGAUCGUGUUUUGAAAUGGUGGAAAAGUUCAAACCAUUCUUAAAAGAUGUUCCUUUUUCGCUGCUGUUAACACUGUUGGUGAUCAUCUGUGUAGAAGAAGUAAAACCAUUCCAAACUGAACCUACUGUGUGCAUUAAAGAUGGGUGCUUGCGAGGCACAGUCUUGCAGAACAGUGUCGGUGUCUCUUAUCCCGCGUUUCUGGGCAUUCCGUUCGCGAAACCUCCUAUCGGGAAGCUGCGGUUUGCGAAUCCACAACCAAACGAUCCAUGGACGGGAAAGUACGAUGCAACAAAGGCAAAGGAUGCAUGCAUCCAGAUGAUAACACUCGUGCCAAUGGCUCCCCUGUUUGGGAAGGAGGACUGCCUUUACAUAAACGUUUUCGUACCGGCCUUAGAAGUACGUGAUGCAGGACUACUGCCGGUUAUGGUUUACAUCCACGGUGGUGGAUUUUUGUAUGGUUCAGCUCAAACGGAACAGCGUGAUCCUGCCCGCUUUAUGACCUGGCGUCGUGUGAUCGUUGUGACGUUCCAGUACCGCUUGGGUGUGUUUGGAUUUCUCUCCACGGGAGACCGGGCCGCUUCGGGUAACUUUGGCAUGAAGGAUCAAGUGAUGGCUUUGCGCUGGGUAAAGAAGAACAUCCGUGCGUUCGGCGGUGAUCCCAACCUGGUGACGAUUUUUGGUGAAAGUGCUGGAGGUUCCAGUGUACAGUUCCAGAUGCUCAGUCCACUUAGUCGUGGUCUAUUCCAUCGGGCAGUAAGCAUGAGCGGUAGUGCUAUCUCGAGUUGGAGCGUACCAAUCGAAAAUCCUCUCAUGCUGGCAAGGGCACAGGCGAAAGUGCUCGGCAUAGUGGACGCCAGCGAGCUGUCGACGGAGGAGCUGGUUGAGCAGUUGCGCGAGGUGGAUGCCGUCGAGCUGACACGCAGUACUGAACGGUUAAAGCUAUGGGAUAUUCACCCGAUCACACUGUAUCAUCCGGUGGUGGAGCCUCCGGAGGAACCAGAACCCUUUUUGGCCGAGGAUCCUCGGGCUGCCUGGCGCAGGGGUGCAUAUGCGACCGUUCCUUGGAUGACGGGAAGUAUUCCGAACGAUGGAUCUAUCGUCACACAGACAAUCUACAGGAAUGAUUCACUGGUUGAGGAUUUGAAUUCUAAGUUUGUCAAUCUGUUGCCGCUUAUACUGAGAACUAGCAUCACUAAAGAGAAACUCGCACGGCUAAGAAAACGAUUCCUCAAAAACACUCCUCCCUCGAAGUGGAUUACCAAGGAUAACUACGCUGAGAUCACUAAGGUAAUGUCGGAAGCCUGGUUCCUGUACCCAAUGGUGAGAAGCAUCAAACAACACCACGCCAGCCGGAAGCACACCCCAACCAGUGUGUACUCCUUCCAGUUUCGGGGUCGGUACUCCUUCUCCAAACUGUACACCGGCACGGACACACCGUACGGCAUUACGCAUGCCGAUGAGAUGAUCUACCUUUUCCGUAUGCCACUGCUUUUCCCCGAGUUUCCACCAGGCUCGCCGGAAGCGGAAAUGACCCAACUGUGGGUGAAGUUUUUCGUAGACUUUGCCACACACGACAUAGUUGACAAGGUUGGGACAUGUUAUGGCGAAAAGUGUGAAGUGAUGACGUUUGCAAACACAAACAAUCGAUACUUCCCCGUAAGCAAACGGCUCGUACCAGGAUUAGAUGAAGAGAUGUACAGUUUUUGGAGGAGCUUUUUGGAGGAUAAGUAGCGCCAUUGAUUCGAGAUAAAUGUGAGGGUUAUGGUUUACUGUGCCGCUUACAUGUUCUUAACUUAUUUGUAUUCUAAGUAUUACCCACUACGCGUCAACAUCUACGUGCUAUUGUGACAACGACGUGCCAGGUAUUAAACUUGAAGAAAAUA
Messenger RNA from Anopheles gambiae (African malaria mosquito), 2726 nucleotides. RefSeq names its product juvenile hormone esterase. Lineage: Eukaryota; Metazoa; Arthropoda; Insecta; Diptera; Culicidae. The transcript has 3 exons. Bases 859 to 2574 code for a protein of 571 amino acids. The record is from RefSeq and is a predicted model, not a curated record.